Rotaria socialis is the source of this 396-nucleotide messenger RNA. NCBI's taxonomy places the organism in Eukaryota, Metazoa, Rotifera, Eurotatoria, Philodinida, Philodinidae. The record is from the annotation of a GenBank genome assembly.
AUGACUGAAUCCUCUGAUGAUAUCAUUGUUCUUUCUGAUGAAGACGAAGAAAUAAAAAUCGAGUCUAUUGCUGAUGCAAAAAUAUCUAAACCUAUCAAUAAAUCUCGUGCAUGUGCAACUCGAAAAAAUACGUCUUUAAAAUCAACUAUUCAAAAUCGUGCACCCACACUUAUUUUAACUGAACCAAAAUCAAUAUCUUAUGGCAUUGAGCGCGGCUAUAAACUAAAACGUAUUCUUGGUGUCAAACGUUUAAUAACUGAAAAACAAUUACUGUACCUUGUUGAAUAUGAAUUAUGUGAUGAUCACGAAUUUGUACCAUCAAAUAUUUUGCGUCAAUAUUGUAAUGAAGAUAUAUUAAUAGAAUAUCUUGAAAAAUUAGCACAAUUUACUGAUUAA